AACUCACACACAGUCGGUCUGAUUACUCUCAUGGGCAUCAAUGUAAAUUCAUUAUCCAAUUAGCUAAAUUGAAAAUUGGUUAACCUACAACUUCAUAGCUGAAUCUCGUCUAGCUAUCGGUGCUUACUAGUGUUAUCCAGGUUUUGUAGAACUAUAUAAGAGUGAGAACAUAGGGAAAGAAACUAAUCUUUCAAAACAAUUUUUGUGCAGAUUUACUGUAUUGUAAACAAAUUUAUAGCGAUGUCGAAUUUCCCUGCUGUAGCCACCGUUAUUGGAGUGAGUAAAGAAGUAGCAGAAAGUGGGCCGUUGUUGGCGACUCUCGCGAUAGAUCCAAGCAUUAUAGGAGCCCAACCACACCCUGCAGAACCAGUAGAAAUAAAAACUGGAGACCCUGUGUCACAAGCAGUAGUUGACAACAUUAUUGGGAAGCUUCCAACAAAAAAAGAACCGGUACUGUUGCGGUGUGACAUCUGCAAUAUCAUUGUAUCUAGCCAAGAAAUAUUGGAGACCCACUAUGCUGGAGCAAAACAUGCCAGGAAGUUGAAGGGCCAGGAAUUGAUAAAAGAGAUUUUGAACUCACCACAUUCUACAUUCAUUGCACCUAAUGCUCAGAAUGGGUCUGAGAGUAGGAUUGCUGAGUUCACGUGCAAGAUCUGCAAUGUCAGAGUUAACUCUGAGCAGCAGCUUCAGCAGCAUCUGACAGGCUCAAAACACAAGAACAAAGCAGAAUCAAGCCAGUCAAAUACAAUGCAAGUGUCUGUUGCUAAUGGCAGCAAUGGAGGUAAAGGUGUGGUGGCUGUGGAUAUUGGACCUAACAGGCUGUAUUGUGCGGCUUGCAACGUUCACGUCAACUCCGAUCUUCAGUUACAUCAGCACAUCACGUCAAGCAAACACGCCAACAAGGUAAAUGGACGAGCCCCGACCAGCAACAACCGUGGCAGCCCUUACAUGCGGCGACAGGCUCGAGGCGGGCGGAGCAGUAGUAGUGGGGUCAACAACUGGAGAAACAAGUUUGAUUCAAACAAUGGAUGGAGCCCCAGCAACACCGGCAUGGGUCUAUCAGCUCCUAACUGGCCUAAGCUGCCUCUAGAGAUAAACAAACCUUUUGUCUCCGGAGGUGUACUCUACUCCCGACGAGACUAGAAUAGUCCGAUAGGUAUGUAAGUAGUAAAAUAGAUAGUUUGCAAGUAACCCCCCUAUAUCACUUUGAAUCACUACAACAGCAAGCCUGGCAUUAACGACUACUCACUUUUGAUUUUCAGGCUAAAUUAGUUUUUAUCACGAUAUUAAACCGAUUUCAUUUAAAUUGAGCAAAAACCUUUUCCGAAACAUCUGGUGAGUUUGUUAAUGACUAUGCAAAUACAACGAAAAGUAUAUAAGUUUAGGAAUCAAAUUUACAGACAUUGCAAUUUUAGGGCAU
Molecule: messenger RNA, 1420 nt
Organism: Homalodisca vitripennis (glassy-winged sharpshooter)
Lineage: Eukaryota; Metazoa; Arthropoda; Insecta; Hemiptera; Cicadellidae
Product: zinc finger protein 385B-like
Exons: 7
Coding region: 241-1143 (300 amino acids)
Cellular component (GO): nucleus
Molecular function (GO): nucleic acid binding; zinc ion binding
Source: RefSeq, a predicted model, not a curated record